This is a messenger RNA of Didymosphaeria variabile, 1479 nucleotides long. RefSeq lists its product as uncharacterized. The transcript is spliced from 2 exons. The record is from RefSeq and is a predicted model, not a curated record. The coding region runs from base 1 to 1479 and encodes 492 amino acids. NCBI's taxonomy places the organism in Eukaryota, Fungi, Ascomycota, Dothideomycetes, Pleosporales, Didymosphaeriaceae.
AUGGUCGACGCAAGCGACAUGGAGGACAGAGUUCCAACGAAGCCCUUUGUAGGAUUUGGUGUCGGAACCCACAAUUCCCUCGAGGAACUUGCUAUGGAGUUGCAAGAGCUGCGUCGCGGCGAUACAGGCCGAAGAUCUAACUCCGGUAGCAAAGAGUGGUCCAUCCCGCUCCGUGGAGAUUCCAAAAAUACAUUGCGUGUGGGCAUUCCUCUGAAGCAGCCGCUGAGCAUCGCAGACGCAAUGCCCGCCUUCAAGAGUAAUCGCCUGAGCCUAGCUCAACCGACCAGCAUCCGGCCACCGAUCGAGACGUUUGACAGCUCGGCGCCUGUUGCACCUUCUACCGCCUCCACCCCACUUCAGUUGUCCCUAGCCUACCAAGAUUGGCCGACUCCAGCACAUCGGUCGCCUUUCUUCCAGACCUCUUUCUACAUGGCACCACCUCCACUUCUGCUGUCACAACCGAAGGCGAAUAUAACCCAGCCUUCUAAGACACGCGCUGUGGCAGGCGCGCACGUAGAGAAGCCAGGGAGCCUACGUGCUUCAACUCGAGGCAACCCACGCGCACCUUCUUCUUUCUCUCAAGCCCACCUCGCAUACCUAAAGGCGCACUCUCCUACUUGGGCUCUUCCGGCUCGAGCUACGAGUGGAGUAGACCAAGAGCUCGAGAGCAAUUGCACGCCUCCAAAUGUCAAUAUCACAUUGUGCAAAAUGCCCCUUAGUGUGGAGGAGAUAUUGACGUACUUUCCAUUGCACCUGAAGUGGUAUUCUAUCGCUGCUCGCUUGCAUAGUCAUGGGUGGGCUGCGAUGGCUAUCUGCUACUACAUCUACUGGUCUCGUGAGUUGGAACAGAAGUUGACCUUGGAGCGCACGCGAGUCCAACACAUGCUUGGCCGCGCACUCGAACACUACAAAGAGAUGGACCUUGCGCUUCUUGACCCGAACGCGAUAUCGGCCAAUCCGUCGCAGAUGAAGAGCACGGCCACAGCUGCUCUUGCGCCGACUAGAUUCCACGACUACUAUCUCGCUGAUCUGGCUGAGGGGGUCAAGCAUCAUCCUGAGGGUCGCGGCCGCCAGGGCUUAACGCAUGCCAUCGAGCAUGCUCGUGCGAAUGGGAACGACACUGUGCUUCUCAGUCAGGCGCAUGAUUAUGUUGUGAAACACAAUUUGCUCGACGUUACAGCCGAGUAUGAUUGCAAUGCCGAAGACCGUCUUGCCCAUCCGCGCGUCUACACAAAGACGAGUGCGUACUUCAACAAACUUGUCGAUGUUUCAGGCGCAUCUAGUGGGGAGCCUAAGACCAAAGACAUCAAGGUGGAGGUCAUUGACCUUACGGGAACGGAUGAAGACGACGAACUGAACGCGGAGACAAGCGAGGAAAUACAUGCCAACGAAAAGCUCCCAAAGCUCAGCAAUUCCGAAAAAGCAGGCAGCAGCGUUAAGGUUGAUGCUGAGACGGGCAAGGGGCAACGACAAGUAUGA